AUGAAAUCCAGAUCGAACGACAACAAUACCCCCCGCACGCAUCUGUCACAACCGGCGCACUCCUUACCCUGGGAGACCAUCCUCCAGGAACUCCAUGUGAACCCGGACCAGGGCCUCUCCAGUGCGGAGGCGGCCACGCGGUUGCAGCAGGAUGGGCCGAAUGAGCUGGAGGAUGACGAGGGGGUCUCGUUGGUGACGAUUGUGAUCCGGCAGGUGGCGAAUGCGAUGAUGCUGGUCCUUAUCAUCGCCAUGGCCGUCAGCUUCGGGAUCCAAUCCUGGAUCGAAGGCGGGGUGAUCGCCGCGGUGAUCGGGCUGAAUAUCGUCGUGGGCGUGUACCAGGACUUCGCGGCGGAGAAGACGAUGGGGUCGCUGCGGUCGCUGAGCUCGCCGACGGGCACCGUCACCCGCGACGGCAAGACCAAGACGGUGCCGGCCAAGGAGCUGGUCGUGGGCGAUGUGGUGGAGUUGAAGGUGGGCGAUACCGUGCCUGCCGAUGUUCGUCUCAUCGAAACCAUGAACCUCGAAACCGACGAAGCUUUGCUCACCGGCGAAUCCCUGCCCAUCGCCAAAACCCCGCACGACACUUAUGAGAUCGAAACCGGGCCCGGCGACCGCCUUAACAUCGCCUACAGCUCGACGACCAUCACGCGGGGCCGCGGGCGCGGCAUCAUCACCAGCACGGGCAUGGCCACCGAGAUCGGUUUAAUUGCUGCCGCCCUGCACGCCUCCAACAAAUCCACCCACUACAAGCGCCGCACCCCGCGCACCAACCCGGAGGAUGACACGCCCAAGAAGCGCGAGAAGGUGAUCAACCCGCUGGCGAAUUUCUUCCUCUCGACUAGCGCCUACGUCCUCAAUUUCCUCGGGCUAAAUACGGGCACCCCCCUGCAGCGGAAGCUCUCGGCGCUGGCGCUGGUGCUCUUCGGGAUCGCGGUGGUGUUCGCCUUGGUUGUAAUGGGGGCGAAUGGCAUGCGGAAUGACCGUGAGGUCAUUAUCUAUGCGGUUGCCACGGGACUGGCGAUGAUUCCGGCGUGUCUCGUGGUGGUGUUGACGAUUACCAUGGCGGCGGGGACGCGAUCGAUGGUUAGUCGGAAUGUGGUGGUAAGGCGGUUGGAGAGUCUCGAGAUGCUCGGGGCGGUGCAGGAUGUUUGCUCGGAUAAGACGGGGACGUUGACGCAGGGGAAGAUGGUGGUCAAGAGGGCUUGGGUGGCGGGCGUGGGGGGGUUGGUGGUUGUGGGUGAGGGGGGUGAUGUUUUGGAUCCUGGGAAUGGGGAUGGGGUGAGACUGGUUCCUGGGCAGGAGGCGAGUGCAGAGAAUGAGAAGGAUAAGGGGGGAGACACUGAGAAAGGGGAUCGUGGCCAGCCUUGGGACGCGCGCAGGGAGGGCUUGUUGAAUGCCCACGGGUCAGGCACCCUGUUGCAGCAGUACCUCAAUGUCGCUGCCAUGGCGAACCUGGCCCAUGUGCAUUACUCGGACGAGUCGCACGAGUGGCAGGCCCGUGGCGAGCCCACGGAUAUCGCCAUCCAGGUCUUCGCCAUGCGGUUCCAGUGGGGCCGGGAGCGGUGGACGGGCGGCCGCAACCCGGUCUGGACGCAGAAGGCCGAGUACCCCUUCGACUCGACCGUCAAGAAGAUGUCGGUGAUCUUCGAGAAUACCGAGACCUCGGCCCAGAUGGUGUUCACCAAGGGUGCAGUCGAGCGGGUGCUGGAGGCGUGCACGCAGGCCGUCUGGACAGCAGGCGCAGACGCCACUCCGCUGGACGAGGAGAAGAGGCAGGAGAUUCUGCAGAAGAUGGAGGAUUUAGCGAAAGAAGGUCUGCGCGUGCUCGCGCUGGCCUGUCGACCCAUCGAGUCCCGCGACGAGACGCCCGCGCGCGAGGAGGUCGAGAACGACCUCAUCUUCUGCGGGCUGAUCGGGCUGUAUGAUCCGCCGCGCCCGGAGACGGCGGGGGCGAUCGAGGAGUGUCGGCGCGCGGGCAUCACGGUGCACAUGGUGACGGGCGACCACCCGGGCACGGCGCGCGCCAUCGCGGCGCAAGUCGGGAUUAUCCCGCGCGACAUGGGCAGCGUGGCGCAGGACGUCGCCGACGCGAUGGUCAUGACGGCCAGCCAGUUCGACCGGCUGAGCGACGAGCAGAUCGACGCCCUGCCGACCCUACCACUGGUCAUUGCCCGCUGCGCGCCCACCACCAAGGUGCGCAUGAUCGACGCCCUGCACCGACGCGGCCGGUACGCCGCCAUGACCGGCGACGGGGUCAACGACUCCCCGUCCCUCAAACGGGCGGACGUGGGCAUCGCCAUGGGCCAGUCCGGCUCCGACGUCGCCAAGGACGCUUCGGAAUUGGUUCUGACGGACGACAACUUCGCCUCGAUCAUCAACGGCAUCGAAGAAGGCCGCCGCAUCUUCGACAACAUCCAGAAGUUCGUCCUGCAUCUGUUGGCAGAGAACGUCGGCCUCGCCCUGACCUUACUCAUCGGGCUGGCCUUCAAGGACGAGAACGGCCAGUCCGUCUUCCCCAUCGCGCCCGUGGAAAUCCUCUGGAUCAUCAUGGUCACAUCUGGCCUGCCGGACAUGGGACUGGGGAUGGAAGUGGCCGCUCCGGACAUCAUGGACAGACCGCCUCAAAAUAAACAAGGCAUCUUCACCUGGGAAGUGAUAAUCGACACCCUCGUCUACGGCGUCUGGAUGGCGGCGCUCUCCCUCUCGGCCUUCUCGUUGGUCCUCUUCGCCUGGGGCGACGGCAACCUGGCGACGGGCUGCAACAGCGACUACACCUCCGCCUGCGACACGGUCUACCGCGCGCGCGCCACGACCUUCGUGUGCAUGACCUGGUUCGCGCUGUUCCUGGCGUGGGAAAUGGUCGACCUGCGCCGGAGCUUCUUCAGCCUGCCGGCGACCGGAUCCGAGGAUCGUUCCGGCACGAAAACCUUCCUGGCCAGACUCCGAGGCUGGCUCGCCUCCCUCCGCCGCAACCGCUUCCUCUUCACGGGCAUCCUGAUCGGGUUCGUGACCACCUUCCCGAUCCUGUACAUCCCCGUCAUCAACGACGUAGUCUUCAAGCACAUCGGGAUCUCGUGGGAGUGGGGGGUGGUGUUCGUCGAGGCCGGGCUGUUCUUCGUGGGCGCGGAGGGCUGGAAGUGGGCCAAGCGGGUGUAUUUCCGGCGGGCGGCGGCGAAACAGCGGCAGGGGGGAGAUAAGCGGAGUGGGGGGUUGAUGGAGAGGGAGGAGAAGCGGGAUUUCAGUCGGUAUACCACGAUGAGUCGCGAGGAGGGCGGGGUCGUGCAGAAGGAGGUGUCGAUGGUGUAG
Molecule: messenger RNA, 3306 nt
Organism: Aspergillus japonicus CBS 114.51
Lineage: Eukaryota; Fungi; Ascomycota; Eurotiomycetes; Eurotiales; Aspergillaceae
Product: sodium P-type ATPase
Exons: 4
Coding region: 1-3306 (1101 amino acids)
Biological process (GO): calcium ion transmembrane transport; intracellular calcium ion homeostasis
Cellular component (GO): plasma membrane
Molecular function (GO): P-type calcium transporter activity; ATP binding; ATP hydrolysis activity
Source: RefSeq, a predicted model, not a curated record